Bombina bombina (fire-bellied toad) is the source of this 5352-nucleotide messenger RNA. RefSeq names its product Rho GTPase activating protein 42 (gene ARHGAP42). Gene Ontology annotation, molecular function: GTPase activator activity; protein binding. The transcript has 23 exons. The coding region runs from base 3 to 2462 and encodes 819 amino acids. Gene Ontology annotation, biological process: signal transduction. The record is from RefSeq and is a predicted model, not a curated record. Gene Ontology annotation, cellular component: cytoplasm. NCBI's taxonomy places the organism in Eukaryota, Metazoa, Chordata, Amphibia, Anura, Bombinatoridae.
CUAUGGCCGUCCAGAAGUUCUCUCAUUCCCUACAAGACUUCCAGUUUGAAUGUAUUGGAGAUGCAGAAACAGACGAUGAAAUUAAUAUUGCUCAGUCCCUGAAAGAGUUUGCCCGUCUAUUGAUUACAGUAGAGGAAGAGAGGAGGCGGCUGAUCCAGAAUGCCAACGAUGUUCUAAUUUCCCCUCUAGAAAAGUUUCGCAAGGAACAGAUUGGGGCAGCCAAAGAAGGAAAAAAGAAGUUUGACAAAGAGAGUGAAAAAUACAAUUCAAUAUUAGAGAAGCAUUUGAAUUUGUCAUCAAGGAAAAAAGAGUCACAUUUGCAAGAGGCAGACUCCCUUAUUGACAGAGAACACCAGAACUUCUCACAUGCAUCAUUGGAAUACAUAUUUAAAAUUCAAGAGGUACAAGAAAAGAAGAAAUUUGAGUUUGUCGAACCUCUUUUGGCGUUCCUCCAGGGUCUAUUUACCUUUUAUCAUGAAGGAUACGAACUGGCGCAAGAAUUUACACCGUACAAGGAGCAGCUUCAGUUCAAUUUACAAAAUACGAGAAAUAACUUUGAAAGUACUCGGCAGGAGAUGGAGCGGUUAAUGCAAAGAAUGAAAUCUGCAGACCAAGAUUACAGGCCGCCAAGCCAGUGGACAAUGGAGGGUUAUCUGUAUGUACAGGAGAAAAGGCCGCUUGGUUUUACAUGGACACGACAUUACUGCACUUAUGAUAAAGGAAGCAAAACAUUUACAAUGAGUGUUUCAGAGACAAAAUCAGGUGGAAAAGUGAAUGGACUUAUCUCAAACUCGCCAGAAAUGUUCAAGUUGAAAACCUGUAUACGACGGAAAACUGACUCCAUAGACAAGCGAUUUUGUUUUGACAUAGAAGUCACCGAAAGGCAAGGGAUUAUUACUCUGCAAGCACUAUCUGAGGAUAACCGAAAACAGUGGCUCGAAGCAAUGGAUGGAAAAGAACCAAUAUACACACUUCCUGCAAUAAUAAGCAAAAAGGAAGAAAUGUUCUUAAAUGAAGCUGGCUUCAAUUUUAUUAAAAAAUGUAUCCAUUCUGUGGAGAAUCGAGGUAUUACCAUUUUGGGUCUCUACAGAAUAGGAGGUGUUAAUUCAAAAGUUCAGAAAUUAAUGAAUACAGUAUUCUCUCCCAAGGCACCUCCUGAUAUGGAUAUCGAUUUAGAAAUGUGGGAUAAUAAAACAAUAACCAGUGCACUAAAAAACUACCUCAGAUGUCUUUCGGAGCCCCUGAUGACAUACAAGCUACACAAGGAUUUUAUACUUGCAGUCAAAUCUGAUGAUCAGAACUACAGGGUUCAGGCUGUCCAUGCUCUGGUCCAUAAAUUGCCAGAAAAGAACAAAGAGAUGCUGGACAUCUUAAUCAAGCACUUGGUCAAGGUAUCGCUGCACAGCCAACAAAAUCUUAUGACCUUUUCUAAUCUUGGAGUCAUCUUUGGGCCUACUCUUAUGAGAGCUCAGGAAGAAACCGUGGCAGCCAUGAUGAAUAUUAAGUUCCAGAAUAUAGUGGUUGAAAUUCUUAUAGAACAUUAUGAGAAGAUUUUCCACUCUGCUCCAGAUCCCAAUGUACCUCUUCCUCAGGCACAGCCACGAUCAACAUCAAGAAGGGCUAGAGCAAUCUGCUUAUCCACUGGUCCAAAAAAACCAAAAGGAAGAUAUACUCCAUGUCUGGCUGAUCCAGAUAGCGAUUCAUACAGCAGCAGCCCAACUAGCACACCAAUGGGGAGCAUUGAGUCACUUUCUUCUCACUCAUCAGAACAAAAUAGCACAUCCAAAUCUGUAUCAUCACCACAGAGAGAGAAGAAAAACAUAGGCAUUCCAUGGGUGACCUCAACACCCUCUUCCAAUGGACAAAAAAGUUCUAGUCUUUGGACUACAAGCCCAGAAUCAAGCUCAAAAGAAGACGCUACAAAGACAGAUGUUGAGUCAGAUUGCCAAAGUGUAUCGUCUGUCACAAGUCCUGGAAACGUAUCCCCUCCAAUUGACCUGACCAAAAAGGGGCUUUAUGAAUUGUCUGGGUUGAAGAGAUCUGCAGCAUCCUCACUACGUUCCUUACCUUCAAGUGAAGGUAUCAAAAGCCGCAGUCCAUCAAUUCAGAGCUUAACAUCUAUGGAACUUAAAGAUGUAUCAAAGUUUCACCCUGAGCUGCCACCGAAAAUCACAAGACGGCAUCGCUUGGACACCGGUUCCAGUAAUGGCUAUCAGAGACCAGGAUCAGUUGUUGCAGCUAGAGCUCAACUUUUUGAAAAUGCUGGAUCACUGAAGCAAUUAUCCCCAGGACGUCAAGCGAAGGCCAUGUAUUCCUGCAAAGCAGAACACAGCCACGAGCUCUCGUUUCCACAGGGGGCCAUAUUUGCUAAUGUGUACCGAUCAGUGGAACCCGGCUGGCUGAAGGCGACAUAUGAAGGAAAAACCGGAUUAGUUCCAGAGAAUUAUGUUGUUUACCUUUAACAAUAUUAAUGGUGGACAGUUCUAUCUUCAUGGUAUCCAUGGUGACAUAAAAUAUGGGAUCAUUUUAUCUGAUGGAUAAAGUAAUCAACCAGUUAACUGAAAGUUGAAGAUCUCUCUUGGCUUCUGCAGUGGCAGGCAGCCCUACAUGAGAACAUUCUGCACAUUAUGGAUGUAAUAAUGGACUAUUUUAAUAAUUAACUGCUGUGGUGCAAAUAUAAUGCUUGUUAUGAAGAAUGUAAUCAUAAAUGCGUACGUAAUACAUGAAGUGUAUUGAUUGGCUACAGCAAAAAUGUAGAGAGCACUGUUUUCCAGGGUCAUGUGAUGUAUAUCCAGAUAUGCCCACUGCAGUAAUACCUUCGGUACUCUUUCUAGCUUUUUAUUGAGAAAUUGCAUGUUAUUUACAUAUUUUAUUUUCCUCAUUUUACUCUAAAUGUGACUAUAUAUUGUGAUGCAACUUUUAUGCAAAUUUUUUUAAUUUCAUUAAUUAUUCUGCCCUCUAUGAAGGCUUCCUUAUAGAUUAUAUUUAAAGAGUGAUGCAUUUAACCAUAAAUUCUGUUGAGUAACAGAGAUAUAUUUUUCUUCUGUGUGACUGACCAAAUUCUGAUGUAGUGCAGCAAUAACUUUCUAUGAUAAAAUGUUAACUGGGGAUAAUGACCACCACUGGAGUUGACCCAAACUCCAUAAACAAAUCUAACAAGUCACUCUUACAAAGGUUGUUUCUAUAAACUAGAUCCCUAUGCUAUCUGUACUCCUUCAGAUGCUGUAUCAGUUAAUAGCCUAAUUUGGAAAUUCAGUUCAUUUCUAAUAUUUGAAUAUAAAUAACCUUCUUGCUUAUUUUUAACAAGCUAAUGAUUUUCUGCUAACAAAUUUUACACAUCCCAUCAAAAUGAAUAGUGGUUUAUAGGUAUAGACUAGUGCUAUAGCACAUUAGUUUGUUAUCAAAGAAUGUCAAAUGUUUGUUGAACAUUUCUACCUUUAUUUUUUUUAAGCUACUUUCAAAUAUUAACUUUGAAUGUUGAUUCUUAUAGACUGCUAUGUAACUCUUAGGGAAUCAGUAUUUAAAUGUGAUCUUCAAAUGCUAACUUGUGUUCAAUAGAAACAUUCUAAUGGCAGAACAAAUGCCAAGAGGACAUUUGUUCUCCCAUUUUUAUGCCAAAAUACCACUGACUAACCCAUUCCUAGGGGAAUGUUUGUUUAGCAUAUUUAUAUAUUGCAAUAUUAAGUCCAAAACAGCAGCAAAAAUUAAUUGUAAGAAGUAAUUUAUACAUAUUUUAAUAUAUAAUAUAGAAAACAUAACUUUAAUGUCCAUUUAACUAUAUUUCUAUUUUUAGUAAAAUAGUGAAGCCUCAUCUUUAUUUUCAUAUGCUACAAUAUUAGGUUUGUUCUUCAGGCAGACAUCAUGUAGAGGGCAGAGGUAAAAUCCAUAACCAGUAGCUGACGUCUAUAAAGGAAAGCACAGUUUCAAGGCUGAGUGUGCUCACAGAUGAGUGAAAGCACCACUAGUAAAGUAAAUUCAAGAGUUUAAAGGGACAGUGUAUUUUAAUUCUGGUUUUCAAUUACUUGUUUUACAAACUGCAGUUUAAAAUGUAUGGGAAAUAAUUCCUUUAGGUAUAUUUUGUAUGUGAAAUAACUUUCUGCUAAUUGAAACCACAGCCCAAUACACUGUGCUGAUCUUGUAGGGAGAUAAUACCUUAUUAUGUUAUCUGCCUUACUAUUUACACAAAGUUCUUUAUUAUUGUGCCAGUACUUAGAGCAAAACAAUGGAAAAUGACCUCUCAGAGUACUUCUCUGCCACAGCCGCCUAUUGGGAGCAUUAUUUUAUGUAAACAUAAUUGUUUACAUGUUUUUUUGUAAGCAGAACUUAAGGCAAAAUUUGCUUUUUCAAAUGAGAAAAUAAAGGUGAAGAAACUAUUUGUAAACUAUUUAAUACAAUCUCUAGUAGGCAAAAUAGAUAAUUGGGAAAACAUUACAAAGGAGAAUAUAUUAGUGUACACUGUCUCUUUAAUUUAAAAACUUUCUAAUAUGUACUAUAUAGAGAACAGCCUUAUUUAAAUGGUCAAUCACUAAAAUUCAGAAUGUUUGCUAUUUUAAUAUAUAACAAAUUGUCACUAGUAAUAAAUCAAUUACCCUUAUGCUAAAUAAACUUGUGAUUUGCUAAGGAUAAAACCUCAUAUUUGCUCAUGUCCAUUAAAGAUUAUUAUCAUCACUGUAGUACAGCAUAAUAUCUCACAUCCUGUGGACCAUGUGACCUCCUGCAGGUUGGGCGGCGUGUUAGGGAAUUGUGGGAUAUUAACAUAUAUUGACUAUUCUAAAGCUUAUAUUUUUAUAGUAACCUAUUUUCUUGUAUAAUCAUUAUUAAUAUUAGGAUAAUUAUUGUUGUGUAACCCUUCGAGUUUUUCUUUUCUAGACAAGUAGUAUGGCAAUUAGCACACAACGCAGUUGUUUGGCUCCUGUGCAAUAAACGUUUUGUAUAUAUCCACAUAUAAAUAGUUAUGUAAGGUUUAAGUUGAUGACUAAACCAUAUUUAUGUAUGCAGGAAGAAGUAAACAAUCUAUCAUUUUCAGAAAUGUAUAUUGCCUCUGGGAACUUAUUUAAAGGGACACUGUACCCAAAUUUUUUCUUUUGUAAUUCAGAAAGAGCAUGCAAUUUUAAGCAACUUUCUAAUUUACUCCUAUUAUCAAUUUUUCUUCGUUCUCUUGCUAUCAUUAUUUGAAAAAGAAGGCAUCUAAGCUUUUUUUUGGUUUCAGUACUCUGGACAGCACUUUUUUAUUGGUGGAUGAAUUUAUCCACCAAUCAUCAAGGACAACCCAGGUUGUUCACCAAAAAUGGGCCGGCAUCUAAACUUACAUUUUUGAAUUUCAAAUAAAGAUACCAAGAAAAUGAAGAAAAU